GAAGCCAUUCAGUCUGCAUUCAACAGCCAACCAUUCAUCAUUGUCCACUCACAUUCCAUCUUAGUUAAGGCUCUCAAUAUCUUCUAGUUCCCAAACCAACUUUCAAGCAAUUCAAAAAAAUUCCGCCUUUACUUGGGAGGAAUUUUUUCUCAAAAGAAAAUUGUCGUGAAAGGCUUCAAUUAAAUUGAACCUUGAAAAAUUAUCUGGAAGAACUCGCCUUAUGUCGAAUGGCAUAUUUAAUGCCUCUUCCGUCACUCUGAGAGUGUUCAACGCCUGGAUUGGGGCAAAGACCAUGGAGACACUUGAACAGAACCAACAUGAUUAUAGCAUGCCUCAUGGUCUCUUUAGUGUUUUCUAUCCGCGGACAAAUGGUCAACCCUAAUGCUAUUUCACCUCAAACAACUAAUAUCCCAAUGUUUGGUUCCCAAAGGCUUGUAUAACCUUGAAAUAAGAAGACAGGAGCGAAGGGACCUGGCUGGACUUUUAUCCCGGGAGAAAUACUUAGGACUAAUUGACUUUAUUGCGCGACUGACAAUAAAUCUAAAACCAAAAAGUGUGGUUGAAAAGAGUGCAAUUGGUACAAACUCUUCAAAACAGGACAAAAUGUAACGACAAAUGGAUUGUGAUCUGAAAGAAGGUCAUGUUUAGUCCUGGCUUGAGAGCUUAUUUGGACGCUAAAACUCACUCGAAAGGACAAAUAACCAAUCUAAAGCUCAAUUAAGUAACGAUUUGUUGUAUUAGGCUUAUUCCCCUCCACUUGCUUGGACUGGUGUUUGUUUUGAGUAACUUUCUCACAAGUAUUUUGAAUGAGACUCAGUGUCGAGGAUAUUUUGAAUCUCAUCCACAUAUUCGUUAAAGCACGCAACAUUGACGACGACAGUCGAUAUCAGUUGCCAUCAUGAUAAAUAAGCUUACUUUGGAAGUGGUUAGAAUUUCGGUUCUUACAUUUUUAUCGGAUCUUGCAUAUUCUAGGUCAGAUUCAUUCCUUAUGGAGAGUUAUGCCGUCGAAUGUGAUGUGACCUGGUCAACAAUACAAAAUCCAACUAGUGGAUUGCCACUUUCAACUAUCUCACCUUUGUGUUUAGCGCCUCAAAACUCUGCUGAAUGUAUUGGCGUCAAAUGCAACUCAUCCACCUCAAAUUGUGAAUUGCUCAAAAGGCCUCCCAAUACGUUCGUAAAUUGCAUCAAAAGCCCUGUCAGACUGGAAAAACAAAUGUCUUUGAAUGCCCAAGUGGUGAAAAGGCAACCAGAACUCGCGUUCUUAGACUUGGAAAAUGGUGAAAUCGAGUCCUUAUCUGUGAGCGGGAUUCCUCCCAUUUCAAUCAGUCCCAUUCAUGGAACCCCUCUACAAGUUCAGUUAGGAAUGGGUAUUUUGCAUUGUACUGAAAAUGCAACGGAUUGUCAUUAUUGGAGUUCAGAUAGCAACACAUGGAGUAUAUUUCCCUCUUUCAACAAAGUUCAUCUCUUCGGAGCAAUGGCUGUGCUUAGAGGCAAGCCCAUCGUGAUUGGAGGACACCCCACCCCAGAAAAACAAAACCACGGGAUUGUCGAGAUAUUUGACAAGGUCUCUCAGCAAUGGAUACUGGGACCAACUUUGGAGCCAGCUCGACAUGCCAUUGGGUUGGUGGUGCUCAAUGAGACAUCGUUACUAGUAGUUGGCGGAUAUAACCGAAGCAUGAUGGUGGAGGUGCAGAUGCUAAAUAUUGAAAAUGAUCAAUGGACAAGAAUGGAUGAUCUUCCUGAAGCCACCUAUGGGUCCGUUUGUGGUUUGAUCAAUGUGGCUAAAGUCAUAUGCAUUGGCGGAAGAGAUCCUGUAGGACCCUCAAAGUUGGCUUACGGUCUGGAUAUGUCCCUUUCUGAGCCUAAAUGGAUAAGGGAGCCAUCUUUCGAUUUCGAAGACUCAGCUGUGUAUGGAUUCUUUUACUCUUUGAGAGACCAACUCUUUUCAAUGACUCUUGCCCAAACCAUCAGUUGGAAUAAGGUCAAGAUAUUAAGACGUAUGAAUAUGACCAAGCCAAAUCCUGUCUGGGAGGACAUCAAAGUCUAUCCAAGCACAUCACUCUCCUGGUCCGCAGCCUAUUUUGUUGAUGGCUAUCAAUUUCAAUUUUGAACACAACGAGAAAUUAAAAAAGCAAAAGCAAGUGUCUUUUCUUUGAAGGGAAUGGUCACCACAGGCCCAGUGUUUUCAAUGACCAUUCCUUUCCAAGAAAGACCAUUUUUGUACAACAUCAAUGAGAUGAAUUAUUGGCCAAAGAGAGAUCAAUUCUGCUUUGUUUUGGCAGGGCUAAUCGCUGGUUUUCUUGUACUCAACUGCCUCAUGCAGACUUCCUUUGUAUAGUCUCUCAGGUGUGUUCCGACAAUGCUAACUUGCUCUAUUGGGAGUCGAGCGGGUUAAAAAAUAUUUCUACCAGCUCCUAGGAGCCCAUCAAAGUAACAUACAGUAUUAAUGUCCACUUCAUACGGGUUCCUGCUUAGUACGCACGUAGAAUGGCUUCACGUCUAAAUAUGAACAAAUGAAUUAGAAACGCAAGGAUUAUGAUCCAACCGAGCUUGAAUUCUGACCCAUGCCUUAAUCACACCUCGAUAUCAUGUUGUUUCUCUUCAAUUUUCUUAAAUUUAACAUCACUUUGAAGCAUUCAAGCAUUGGCGAUGGAUGACAUUAUUGCCAACAUAAUUCAUUUCUCUUUUGCUUGGUUGGGCCUCUUGAGGCUGGCGCAAGGUUCACUCAAUUAAAACCAUCCGUGCUUGAAUAACUCUUGAAGUCAUUGUCGCAUUAAAUUAAGAUCAUCUUUGAAUGGUGUCACUUCACCAGACGAAUUUGUACAACCAGGUUCUGCCCCUUGCGAAUAGCUAUCUUGUAGCUCCCUUGGCACUCACUCACUCGUAUUUAGUUCAUUGUAAAGAUUCUUCACUAAGCAUCUUUAUUUCGCUG
Molecule: messenger RNA, 2932 nt
Organism: Tigriopus californicus
Lineage: Eukaryota; Metazoa; Arthropoda; Copepoda; Harpacticoida; Harpacticidae
Exons: 7
Coding region: 899-2110 (403 amino acids)
Molecular function (GO): protein binding
Source: RefSeq, a predicted model, not a curated record